AUGGCAGGAAGUGGAGUGCCCAUCCUGGGUAGCCUAUACGUCUAUGCUCCAAACAAGGCCGCACCCAUCUUCUUCACGAUCGCCUACGCCAUCAGCGCCGCCGUCCACAUCUGGCAAUGCCACCACUACAAGGCAUGGAAAUUGAUCGGCUUGCAUCCAUUCUGCGCGUUGUUGUUCACUCUCGGGUAUGCGCUCAGAGAGUACGGUGCCUACAACUCUAUGUACCUCGCCGCCGAUAAGACGCCCCUGAUCCUCUUCAUCCUGAGCCAGAUAUGUAUUUUCAUCGGACCUCCGCUCCUUGAACUCGCCAACUAUCAUAUCCUCGGCCGAAUCUUCCACUACGUCCCCAGCGCUGCGCCCUUCAACCCGGCCCGAGUCACUGCCUUCUUCGGCGGCCUCAUCGCCCUGGUCGAGGGUCUCAACGCCGCGGGUGUCGCCCUAGCCGCCAACGCCAAGGCAAAGGACGCAUCCAAGAAGGCUGGUCACAACCUCAUCCUCGUCGCCCUCGCGUUCCAAGUCGCCGUUGUGCUCGUCUUCGCCUACCUCUCCGCCACCUUCCACCGCCGUUGCCUCAGCACCCGCGUCCCUGCGCAGAUCAAAGCCGUCCAGUCGACGCUGACCACGCUCUACCUGAGCAUGACGCUGAUCCUGGUGCGCUGUCUCUUCCGACUCGUCGAGAACUCGAUGGGCGCGACGAGUGUGGACCUCCGGAGCAUGGAGGCGCUGUUGAGGCUGAGCCCCGUCCUGCGCUACGAGUCGUACUUUUACGUUUUCGAAGCGAGCCUCAUGUUCGUCAACUCGGCGCUCUGGAACGUGCGGCACCCGGGACCUCACCUGCCCCAGAACCCUCACAUCUACCUCGCGCAAGACGGAACCGAGGUCGAGGGAGAGGCCGACGGCGACGAGCGCCGACCGCUUCUGUUGCGUAUGGCCAACACUCUGAUGUUCGGUCUGCUUAUACGUGACAAAAAAAGCGAUCUUCGCAGGCAACCACAGGAGCUUUCCGAGAACACAGGCAGUGGCAGCCAUGGCAGACCUAGGGGACAAGCCACUUAG
Molecule: messenger RNA, 1056 nt
Organism: Colletotrichum destructivum
Lineage: Eukaryota; Fungi; Ascomycota; Sordariomycetes; Glomerellales; Glomerellaceae
Product: Putative RTA-like protein
Exons: 4
Coding region: 1-1056 (351 amino acids)
Cellular component (GO): membrane
Source: RefSeq, a predicted model, not a curated record